This is a messenger RNA of Pelobates cultripes (western spadefoot toad), 15285 nucleotides long. The record is from the annotation of a GenBank genome assembly. Lineage: Eukaryota; Metazoa; Chordata; Amphibia; Anura; Pelobatidae.
GUUUAGGUGAAUCCAAACUUUUUUCGUGUGCUAAGAAAUCUUCAGGCCCUUAUAAUGGUGGAUAUGCAGCUGGGCCCUAAACUUGUUGAACUAGUUUGUUCACAAUUAGGAGGCACCGGAAUCCAGAUGCUGUUAUUAAUUAAUGUACAACUGUCAAAAAUACAUAAUACAACAUUUAGUGGAUUAUCAGACACAAAUCUGACAUAUUUGGACAUCUCUAAAAACAGCAUGUCCCAGAUAGAUAAAGACGCAUUUGUCCACCUCCCUCAUUUAGAGAUUUUAAAUUUGGAAAGUAACCAAGUUACGGUUUUAAAUCAAUACACUUUUCAUGGUUUGUCAGGAUUGAAGACUUUGAAUUUAAAAAACACUUUGAAAGAGUCAAAAAUUGAUGACCUGUCGUUUCAGUGGUUAAAGAACCUUGAAUACCUCAAUAUUGAUGGCAACAAAAAUUUAAACUUUACAGAAAAUACUUUUAAUGGGCUCACAAGUCUGAAAAAUUUGAGCAUGGUAAGGUGCUCCAUGAAUUUGGAGAGUGUUACAAAUAAAACAUUUAUAUCCCUUUCAAAGUCUCCUUUGCUGGAAUUAAAUCUCUCUGAUGCUGGGAUAGCAAAAUUAGAAUAUGGAGCAUUUUCUGGUCUAAGACGUCUUCAAGUCCUUGAUUUGGGUUUUAACAGAAUCGACCAGGAACUUACUGGAGAUGAAUUUUUAGGUCUCUUCCAAAUCAUACUGAUAUACUUAUCUUACAACAAUCACAUAACACUGACAAGUAAUUCCUUUAGUUCUAUUCCAAGUCUUAAGAAGUUAAACCUUAGAAAAACUAAACUUACAUUUAGAGAUCUCAAACCAUCUCCUUUUAAAGGCCUACAAAAUCUAACCCAAUUGGAUCUGGGCAACAACAAUAUUGCAAACAUAGAGGAAAACCAAUUCAAAGAUCUUUCCAGUCUCAGAAUUCUCAAUCUACAGCACAACAACCUGGCUCGAUUAUGGAAAAACGCUAACCCAGGAGGCCCAGUUUUGUUCCUAAAAGGAUUACAUAAUUUAGAAAUACUCGACCUGUUAUCUAAUGGCUUUGAUGAAAUACCUCCAUCAGCUUUUCAAGGACUGUCCAACUUAAGGAUAUUGAACUUGGGAGAAAACAAUGUAUAUAUUCUUCCCAAAUCUUUAUUUGAUGAUCAAAUAUCUAUUUAUCAGUUAGAUUUGCAUAAAAAUCUCAUAACAUCAGUUGAAAGACAAAUGUAUGAAAUAGUUUUCAGUAGCAUUAAAAUAUUAGACAUGAGUGGAAAUCCUUUUGAUUGUACUUGUGAAAGCAUAGCUUGGUUUGUAAAUUGGAUUAAUACAACUAAUGCUACUAUACCAGGCUUGGAAACUCAAUAUACAUGUAAUACACCACGCAAAUAUCAUGGAAUUUCUGUUGAACUCUUUGACAACUCACCCUGUAAGGAUACAGCACCUUUAAAAAUGUGUUUUAUAUUCACAUUCACGUUGAUAGUCUCUUUUAUACUUCUAGUAUUUGUGAUAAAUUUCCAAGGGUGGAGAAUACAAUUUUAUUGGAAUGUUUCCAUCAAUAGAAUUCUUGGCUUUAAAGAAAUUGAUCGAAAAGGAGAGAACUUUCGUUAUGAUGCUUAUAUAAUUCAUGCCAAAAAGGAUAUGCCAUGGGUUGACGACAAUUUGAUUCCACUUGAAAAGGACAAAGUCUUUCCCUUUCAGUUCUGCUUUGAGGAAAGAGAUUUUGAAGGUGGAAAAUCACAACUUACAGAGAUUGUCAACAGUAUAAGAAAAAGUAGAAAAAUCAUUUUUGUGAUAACGGAGUACUUCCUGGAUGAUCCUUGGUGCAGGAGGUAAGCUUAAUUUAUAGUUUAUUUUUUUUCAAAUAUAUCUUAAUUGGAGAACCACUAGUUUCAUACAACAUUACCUCACUGAAAAAUACAGGUUGUGUUUCAGACACCAUGCUUUUAGUUUUAAUAUUCCAUCUUAACGGGUUAAUUGGGAGAUCUAAGCAAAGAGAAACAUAACCAGAUAUAUUGCAUGCUAUGAAAGGUAAAUGAAGGUAAUUAAAGAUAUACUAUCUUGUAGUGGGUGAAUUUCCAUAGGCAACUUUCUAAAGAGCCUCACAAUUGUAAUUAAAACAGUGCAAAGACUUGUGAGAGAGGUUGAGGUAUUACUUAGCGGAACACCACCUUUCAAGUACAUUUUUCGUUGGACCUAAAUGUAAAUACAUACCUGUCUUUUAUGUGACAAACACAAGGAGCAGGUGGUUAUUGCUUAUUAGCCAUAUCAAUGUAACUUGGUUAUCUCAUGCACCCAGUCAUGAUCCCAGUGUUUAAAUGCAUGCCUCUAAAAGGAACACUGUAGUCACCCAGACCACUUCAUCUCAAGCAAGUGCUCUGGGUGCAGUGUCUCUAUCCCCUUAACCCUGCAAUGUAAAACAUUACAGCUUUUAAGAUGCUGCAAUUUUUACUUUACAGAGAUAAGUCCUCCUCAGUAUGACAGUCACUAGAGCAAGCAUGUCAAACAUGCGUCCCCCACAAUGAGUAUCUGUGCAGCCCCUAGGGCCAGACUGGCUUACCGGGAUACUGAGUGUAGUGUAUUAGAGUGGCGGGAGGGGGACAAUGCAUUAAAUUGGGGGGAGGGACGUGGGGCAGUGUAUUAGAGUGGGGGGCAGUGUAUUAAAUUGGAGGGAGGGGAAGCAGUGUAUUAAAUUAGAGUGGUGGGAGUGGGGGGCAGUGCAUUAGAUUGGGGGGGGGGCAGUGUAUUAAAGUGGGAGAGUGGGGCUGCAGAAGGCUGUGAAUUAGACUGGGGGGCAUAGUAAGAAACAUGAAGUUAAACUUUUAAGUAAAUUAUAUACAUGUACCCAGGAUUACAUAUUGUUUGCAUGAAAAUAAUACAAGUAAUUUUAGUUUGUGUUGGUCUAGGUCAAACUUAUUUUUUUGCGGCCCACAUAAACUUAAACCUUGUUUAUUUGGGCUGUGUUAGUCUUUGAGUUUGACAUGCUUGCACUAGAGGCUCUUCCGUUGCACAGACCAAGUAAAACUCAGUCACUUGACAUGAAAGUCCCCAUAAAAAAUCAUUGAAUCAAUACUUUCCUAGUCUAAGAUUCCAUGCACGUGCACAUGCAGUACUUGAUGCGCAUGCAAAUUAGGACCCUAAUGCUCCUCUAUUAGGGACAUUGGAUUGGACCAUCGCAGAGGGGGCCAUGCCUCCUUAUUGAUGCCGCAUGAGGUGAAGGGGUAAGCAGCAAUGAGGGAGCAGUGAGAGAGUGCUGGAAAAAGGUAAGUAAAAUAGUUUUUUAAUUUUAUUGCAAAUGGGGGGGGGGAGGGGCACCGGGGCAGAACUUGGGACAAAGACAUUAUAGCAUUCAGAAUACAGGUUUAUAUCGCUAACGCUAUAAUGUUCCUUUAAAGGAAAGUCACUAUACUAUGCUUACAUUUCACAUCCCAAGAGCAAUUUAUCAAUACACCUACUCUCUUGUUUUUGCUUACCAUAGCUUUAAACUAUAACGCACAUACUGAAAUAUGAAAAAGGUUCUACAUUUAAAUAUCAGAUAUAUACUAUUUAACCACUGAACACAAGAGGUGCUGAGUAAAGCAUUGUGUUGUAAGAAAAACACAAGCAUUGCCAAAACAUUCAUUACUGUUCAUAUUUAGUGGAGCCGUGUAGAUCAUAUGAAAGUAUUUACAGCACAUUGAAUAAACCUAGCUCAUCUAGUAUUGUAGAGCAACAUAUUCAAGUUACUUAAAUGAUUCAGUGGACCCCAUGUAACGUGAAUUUAAUGAAAUUGUUGGAAUCUCUGGAUAAGACUUUGAUGGGUCAUCUGAGCUUAAAAGUAAAACUUGGUCACUUGGAAGCCCCGUAGGAAAGCAUUGAUUUAAUCAGUGACUGAACUAACGUACAGAGGGCCCUGGUGCAUGAAUUGUUUUGGGUCCCCUUAUUGCAGUGGUGGCCUAAAGGUAGAUCCCUAUCUGUCAUACAUCUCCUACAAUGCUUUGACAGCUGGGAAUCCACCAUUUCCCCACGCUUGCGGGAUUGUAUUUAGCACUGAGCAGUGUUUGUAUGUUUGAAUGUAAGCAUGUUUUUAUAUGCAGUGUGUGAAUGUAGGGAUGUGUUAUAUGUAGUGUUGCCAUUUGAAUGCAAGCAUGCAUUUAUUUGUAGUCUUGGUUUUUAAAUGCAGGGGUGUUUUUAUAUAUUAUUUUUUUGUUUGCAUGCCUUUUACUGUGUGUUCUGCAUUGUGGGUUGGUUUCCAUGUCAGCUCAUUUUGACUUUUUUCUGACCUCCAGAACAGAUUAAUUGGUUUUCAAUACAUUCCUAUGGGAAACCGCAUUUCGGUUUACAAAUUUUUUACAAUAAGAGAAGGCAUUUAAUUCAUAAACCGAGGUACCACUGUACAUUACAAGAUGAUCAGACAUUUAUACUCAAAUAUGUCUAACAUACAUAUUAAGCCUCUCCAAUGCAGUAUAUGAAAAUGCGCAUUUUUGUUAUUAAUAUGCAUUUAUAUUGUGACAAACCCCUGGAAUUUCCCUUGUCCCAAUUAUUUCCCUGCAUUCUGUAGAUUGCCUACCACACUGGCUCAUUUAACUUCAAAGAAAAACACUCUCUGGUUGAACAGGAUAGCCGGGGAUAACCCUCAACUUCUGCACUAGAGCCUGGCCCUUCCACCCUACAAUUUUAUCAUGCAAUACAGGUCAGACAAACAGAAUGGCAAUGCAGAUGGAUUAUCCCGGCAAACCAAACUGGAGCCUUAAUUUAUCCUCCUGGAUAUCCCAAGCCAACCUGUUGGGGUCUAGGCAGGUAUGCCGUACCAUGGAACUGGGGGGAUCAAUGUGACAAACCCCUGUAAUUUCCCUUGUCCCAGUUAUUUUCCCUGCAUUCGGUUAGAUUGGCCUACAAAACACCGACCAACCCUCUCAUUUAACUUCAAAGAAAACCUCAAAGUUAAGUGCUCUCUCUUUGUGGCCACCAUUCGUAUAACCGAACAACACGUACACUGGAAAACAGCAAGCAUCUUGUCUCCCGAAAGCAGGCAGCGCUACUUGGUCGUCAAGUGUCUGGAACUCUAAAGCAAACACUUGACUCCGCAAACACUGGUGAUUAGGUACGAACACUUGCUUCUUUUCAUGACAAGCCAGGAGAGCACUGCUCGGUAGGAUUGUUCGCACAAACAAGGGGAACAAUCGCUACUCAUGAGCCAGGGGAACCAUUUGACUUUUGAUUCAUUUUGGAACUCCCGAAGGUCUUUACCCCAGUGGCGAUUCGGUAGUGUUUGUGGGAUCUGAGCUCUAUUUGGAUAUGUUGGGCGCUCAGAUCCAGGCUAUACGGGGAUAUAAUACUUGUGGGGGUUCCUAUGUAUGUUAUAUGUAUUUUGGGGUGUUUUAUAUUUUGUAUGUUUUAUAUUUUGUGUCUGGGAGAAAAUUAGGUUAAGCAAAGUACACUCAAUUAUCUCCCAGACACAGAGACUCUGGGGCGUGUUUUACCAAACUUUUGCUUAAGACCCCAUGCUGGGGAUCUGUGUAUAAAAGUGGGCCAUAAUAAAAAUUUCUGUUGUACCCUUCAUCACGUCUCGACUGAUGUUUGGUUAUGUGAACGAAGAAGAGCUUGAUUUUAACCACGGUCUACUGGGAUUUCGGGAGAGUACUAACAAGCGUACUAUGCAAGCGACUAUAAUCACUCAAGCCUCUAGCAUUUCGGGAGUGUGAGAAUGAACGUACUUCAUGAAGUACAAGGGGUUUGUUACAUAUAUCUUAUGUCAAAUAUUGUUAUAAAAAACUGUCAAGGUAGGGAGGGUAACACCACGCAGAGCUUAAAUCAAUGCUACUCUGAUAGCAUAAAACAGGAACAGGCAUGCUACCAGUCCUUAGAAUGGCCAGGCUUAAUGCAGUGCCUAUAGUAAGCAAAAAUAACGGAGUCAAGAAACUAGCCAAAGUCAGGGGACUAAAAAAUACACAAAAAUUUAUUGUCAGGCUGAUUCUAGGAGUACAGUUAUCAGAAUAGUUAAUCAAACCGAGUGGGUAUACCAGAGGGAAAAAAAAAACCCAUAAACACACUAUUUGGAAUUAGAACAAAACCGCAACAGGGCUCUGUGAAGAGUUAAUAAAUAUGGCAUUAAUAGCUAGGCCUGUACACUGAGAAUAAUCAGUUGCAUCUCUGCCAAAUAACACAGGACUAGUUGCCUCUGAUUGUUUCUGUGAUACCUUGCUACAAAAGGCACAAUGGAGCAGUGUUCUGCAUAAGAAUUAACACCAAUGUAAUGGAGGUGUUAGUUAUGUAUCAGGAAAAAGACUCUAGAAGCUUGUGAGAAUGCAACAUUAUGCUUUACUUAUGGGUAUAAAACAGCAAGCAUUUAGAACACCCCAAUUACUUAAAAACAUCAACGUGCACAAAGAAUAAGGGAGGAGGUAGAGAGAGCUACAUGCUGUUGUAUUUCCUAACAAGAGGUUAGAGCAAAUUCAGCAUCAAGAUUAAUGCAGGUCAGUACUUAAAGGGACACUGUACUCACUAUAAACGUUUAAUCUAUUUGAAUUGGUUAUAGUGCCUUGAGACCCCAGGUAUUAUUCCUCCACUCAGCGUUAAAUCAUUUUAGCAGUUUAAUACUUAAUAAGGCAUCAAGGCCUCUCACAGUCCGGACCCUUCUGGAGGCGUGGCUAAAGCAGAGAUCACACACUUCCUUGUAGUCAUACCCUUUAUACCGUCAGUUGGAGCUUUGAUAGGCUAAAGCCAGUCAGCUGACAACUAUGCUGUACUGCUCAGACUAAUACUUCCUCAUGAGCCAAAGCAGCACAGAGGGGAGGGGCUGCUGGGGACUACUAAAAUUAAUUCCUCUAGUCAUUUCCUCUUGUAAUUAAGUGAACCAAAGUAGUCCCUGAUUCUAUAUUUAAUUUAUUGUAAAAGAAUGAAAUAAACCUCGUUUCAAGAAAGCCAUUUAGACAUACACAUUCAAAGGCUGUGAAAGCCUGCUCCCCAGCAAGGAAUAUUUCUGGGUUUGGGGCUUUAAUUUAUUUUCUACAGAUAGAAGAAUAACCUGCAGGUAACACAAUGGCAUUAAGAGGACUAGAUAUAAGACAUGUCAUUAGGUCACAAGUGAGAAUAAUAUUUGGGGAUCGAAAAAACAUUUCUUGCCACUAAUACUGCUGGGAUCCUGACAAUUUAAAACAUGUUUCAUGUUUUCUAUUUUAUUAAAUUACAGUUCCAGUUUUCACCACUAGUGGCCUCCCUAGCCUCUAGUCACCUCAGUCUCUCUCACCUGCAUAGCAUGUUAAUUCAAGUCUGCUAUAAAAAGCUAAACCCAACUCAUCACAUGGCCUUCACAUUGAGAGAAGUGGUGUUCUGAACCUGACAUGUCUUCUGCUCCUGGCUCUUUCUAAAGGACACAUGCUCCACCCUUGCUUACCUUCAACCAUCCUGAUUUAUUCCAACCUGAUCUCCAAAACAAACCUGCUUUCUUUCUUUACUGGACUUUGUUUUCAUAUUGAUUUGGUUCCAACCUACCUGGAUAUUAUAGACAUUCUUAUCAUUUGCAAGUAUCCUCAAAGACCCUGAAACUACAGUUCUGAUUUCAAACCAAAGAGGCUGAUCACCUCAAUUGCUGCUUUAAUCUGUUUUACUUUAUCCUUUAUAUUCCUGUUUAGUUUUAUCUAAAUUGUUUCCCUGUUUUGGAGCAUAUUGCCUAAACUUCUAUUUCCAUACUCACCUGUAAUUCUGUUUCUAUGUUCUGCUUUCUCCCUUUGUCUUUGUAAUACAUUUUCCCUCUUUCUCGUGUUAUUCUUAUUGUUACCUUUGUCUAACCAUGUCUAAUAACUCAAAUGAACUACCUGAAGUCAACCCCGGCACGAGUCUCUUGUCUGACCUGAUAAGAACCAUGAGAUGGGGUCUCUAUUACACAGUAAGGGUCACACUGGUGAAUCCUGAGUGACUAGGGAAUAUUUAAUUUCUGUAUCACUUUUUUUUUUUUCUUUUUCUUUUUAAAUAAGUGUUAUGGAUGUUAUGUUUGGUUUACAUGCAACUUAAUUUAUGGUACAAAGCCUAGGAUGUUGUCUAUUGCAAGAAGGUCAGCCAGUUGCAUUUGCGUCCAGAGUGCACUCUUCAGCUGAGCAAAAUUGUACUCAAAUUGAAAAGGAAUGUUUAAGCAUUGUUUUUUCCCGGUCAGCGUUUCCAUCAUUAUCUCUAUGGCCGGAAUGCAAUCAAAGCUGAAACUGAUCACAAACCGCUAAUAGCCAUAUUCAAGAAGCCGCUUUUAUGUGCUCCAAAGCAUUGCAGAGCAUGAUGCUUACAUUGCAGGAUUACAAUGUCAAUGUUGUGUACAAGCCAGGAUGUGAAAUGUACAUCAGUGACACCCUAAGCAGAGCUACAACGGAACACGUGGCACCUGGAGGUGAGCAUGAGCAUCUUGCAGUUUGCUACAGCAGGAACAGAAUUUCUUUGCCGAAGUUAAUCAAGCAGACUAUCUUAAUGUCACAUGAGAUACCUACAUGUCCUUGGCAGAUUGUCAGCAUGGACUUAUUCAACUAUGCUGGAAAAGAGUACCUGCUCUUAGUCGAUCAUUACUCAGACCUCUGGGAAAUUGAACUGCUUCCUGACCUGUCCACUGAAACUACAAUUAAGCGAUGCAAGGUGCAAUUUGCACAUCAUGGCCAACCAACUAAAGUGAUUUCUGAUAAUGGUCCUCUGUUUGCAAGCUUACAGUUCAGGAAAUUUGCUACUGAAUGGGAGUUUGCGCAUGUGAUGUCUUCACCACAUCAUCCAGAAGCUAAUGGCAAAGCUGAAUCUGCUGUGAAAAUAGUGAAGAAUUUGUGCAAAAAAGCAAAGUGAUGGUAAAGACCCAUGGAAAGCCAUCUUACAUUGGAGAAAAACUCCAACCGAGGGUAUGGAUAGUAGUCCGGCACAGAGACUGAUGUCAAGGAGAUUAAAGACCUCCUUACCAGUAGCCAACAAGCUACUUAAACCCUCUGUGAUACAAGGUCUACGACUUAAGAGACAAGUGUUCAAGGCAAGAUAUGACUCAUCUGCUAGGGAUUUACCUGAACUGAAUAUUGGGGGACAAAUCCGUAUGAAACCGCUUCCUGGAGAUCGAACAGGUCCCUGGAGAAUGAGAACCUGUCUGCAAAAGGUUACACCAUCCACUAUCUUGUGGAUAUCGAAGGAACUCCAUACCGACGCAAUCGUGUGGAUCUGCGAGUGGCCGAGAAGCACGAUUCUCCAUAUCCAUUUGACAAGCCAGACACACCUGGUAUUCCAAGGACACACUCACAUGUUGUUAGUAAAGAGUGUACAGAAGUGAUACCACAGACUAGUACUAACGACAGCCCUGAGCAAGCAGGGCCUGACCGCAGUAAAGUUCAAAGCAUGCCAGUAAGGGGUGGGAAAAGUCUAGUAACCUCAGAGAGGGGGCUAAAAGACUACUUGCACAACCUGGACCAGUCUUCACUUGUAGUGGCAGACAUUCACAACCAGCUGAGAGACUUAACCUCUAGAAUGUUAUUACAAGGACAGUGAUUUGGAUUCCAAAUUUCACAAUGUUAAUUUAUUAAUACUAAAAGAGGGAGAUAUUAUGGAUGUUAUAUUUGGUUUGCAUGCAACUAACUCUAUGGUUUAUUUUCUAUUGCACUUGUUUCCUGUUGGGGUGUGUACUUCCUUCCUGUAUCUCCUGAAACAUGGUUGCUAUACGUGAAUAGCUUGCAGUGUCUUUAUUUAUAUCUCCUGAAACAAUAGCCUAAAAACCAAGAUCUUUUAUUUGCUGACAUUUGGAUAUUUUGGCUCCCAAGGCAGCAUCGUGACAGGAGCUCGAAGACAUUAACCACGUGGUCUGCAGCUCUGCACCUGUCAGAGAUGCAGUCCAGAUGGCUACCGGACCACCGGACCACCAGGGAAUUCCAUAGCUAAGGUAAUUAGUGUGGGGAUGCUGGUUACUGAAACACAGCCUCCCCAAACACUGUCACCCCCUCCCACACACUAUCACUGCAACCCCCUUCCACACAGUCAACCUCACAAUGUCACACCUCCCUCUCACUGUCACCCCCACAUACACACUGCACCCCCACUCACGCAGUCACUCUCCCACAUAAUGUCACCCCUAUCACAAACUGUCAAUCCCCCAGACAUAGUCAUCCCCUCCCACACACUGUCACUGGCACCCCCUCCAACACCGCUACCCUCUCGCACACACUGUUACUGUCACCCCUCCUACACACUGUCACCCAUUCACCCAGCCACAAUCUCACCUGCCCUCCCUCCUCCAACCAUGCCACAUUCACCCCAACCUUGUGAUACACCCCCACCAAACAUGCCACUCACCCUGCCAAAUUAACCGCUCCAAUCAUGUCACUCAUCCCACAACCAUGCCACACUUGCCCUGUCACACUUCCCCUUCCAACCAUGCCACAUUCACCACAAGCAUGCUAAAUUCACUCAGUCACAAUAACCCUCCCCUAUUCCUAUCACUUACCUACUCUUGCCCUGUCACACACUCCCUUCCAGCCAUGUCACACUCACCCUGCCACAGUUACCCUGCUACUCACCCUGUCACUCACCAGCUGAAGACAUUCAUCAUAAACACAGUCAUGAAACAUAGCUUUGCCAUAAACACAAUACACAAAGGCUUUAGGCAGCCCCCAAACACACAACCCAAGCAGCUACCCUACACACAGACGGUCCCAGACACAAGCUCACAGACAUACAUUCACACACAAGGAUACGUUGUUAGACACACACUCGCAUACACAGGUAGACCAUGCCAGAAACACUCAAAAAUAUACAAAACCAGCUACGCAUUAUUAUUAUUAUUAUUGCCAUUUAUAUAACGCCAACAGAUUCCGUAGCGCUUUACAAAAUUAUGAGAGGGGAUUUAACUAUAAAUAGGACAAUUACAAAUAAACUUACAGGAACAAUAGGUUGAAGAGGACCUUGCUCAAUCGAGCUUACAUUCUAUAGGAGGUGGGGUGUAAAACACAGUAGGACAGGAGCAUUAUGACUGUAUGUCUGUAUUUGUCAGUAUGUGUGUCUCUAGGCAUCAGUGUGUAUGAGUGUAUCAGUGUGUAUAUAUAUAUAUAUAUAUAUAUGUGUGCAUGUAUUAGUUUGUGUCUAUGGCUGCAAUGUGAGGGUGGUAAAGCAUGGGCUAUGGAAAGGUAAAUUGGCAACUUAUAUAAUUUAUAUAUACACAAAUUAAAAGCCCAAUCAAAACUUUCAUAUUUGUUUCCAUCACCCAGUGCACACUGUCACAUAUGUAUACACUGUCACAAUUAGCAUAAUUGCAAAUUCAAUUUGUUUAUUGCAAAUUAAUUUUGUUUGCAAGAUAUGCUAGAACUACUGUGAUAGAGCUCACAAUGCAGUGGCACAGGGAGCGCAGAAAUUGCAAGCCUCUGAACGAUGAAUACAGAGACUAGCUUACUGUAGCCAGCUCUGUAAGCCCACCCUUUAUUAAAGCUAUAGCUCCAUAUACACACACAAUGCAACCCCUGUUUUUUCACUUUGGGUGUUAGUGGGGGGCCUCAUGUUUGAAUUUCGCUUAAGGCUUCACAAAGUCUAGAGCCGCCACUGGGUGUAAUAUGCAGUGUGUGUAUAACUGUAUUAUAGAGUUCCACAGUAAUGUGCAAUACACAAGUGUAUUAUAGAGAUUUGAAAUAAUGUGCUGUAUAUAUGAGUGUAUUAUAGAGCUCCGCCAGUGGCACACUGAGGUGGCCCAUCAGGUGACUCAUGCAUUUAGGUUCACCCAAUAGGCAUGUAUCUUCAGAGGCAUGGUCAUGUGCUGAGGCCUUUUAACAGCACGAUCAGGCCCCAUUAAUAAUGGCAGCUUUGGGAAGAAAUGAGAGGCAGCUAACAUUAUCGAGCUGCCUGGGAGAGACAGAGGAGAAGGGCAAGGCAAAGGUUGUGCAGAUUGGGAGAGCCAGCUCCUAACUCUCAACAGCCUUAGCCAGCAGAAGUCACUCUCCUGCACCCAAAAGGUAUGAAAGAGUGUGGCUAAAAAUGUGUACUUUUUUAAUUUUAUGUGUCAUUGUGUGUCUGUGUAUCUGUAUGUUAGUCAGUGUGCAUAUCUUUAUGCGUUUCAGUGUUUGUAUCCGUGUCUGCGUAUCUGUAGAUGUGUAAGUGUUUGUAUCUAUGUAUAUGCGUGUCAGUAUGUGUAUCUGUAUGUGUCAGUGAUUGUAUCAUUGUGUCUGUGUAUCUGCAUGUGUGUACCUGUGUCUAUAUAGCGCGAUAUAUGUAUAUUUGUAGCUGCAUGUGUCAUUCACUCACACAUACUUCAUAGAAAAACAUGAUUAUAUGUAAACAGACAAAGAAUGCUCAGCGUUAAAUACAACCCUGCAAGGAUGUGCAAAUGGUAGAUAUCCAGCUGCCAAAGCAUUGUGGGAGUUGUACAACAGAUGAAGAUCUAUAUUCUAGCUAUCUUUGCAAUAGAGGGGGCCCAAACAAAAUUCUUGCACCAGUGCCCUGUCUAUGUUAGUUCUACCACUGGGCUCCACAGUUCUAUUCUGUACAUAUGAUUGUGUUAUAGAGCUCUGCAGUUAUGUUCAGUAGAUAGUGUAUUAUAGCGCUGUGUUUGAGUAUUACAGAUCUUCACGAUAAUGUGCAGGUUGUAUUAAUUUAACACAGAACAUAAACGGCGCAUUGUUUUUGUUAGCCAUAAUAUAAUCUAGCUGUGCCUCUCCCAAGAUUGAGCUCUGGAUCAGCCCCUAUUUGCCACCUUAACCCAACCUGAAACUUCCUCCCCCCAUACUAAACUGUUAAGGAAUUGUUAAGUGUUGGUCUAAUUGGAACAACCAACUUGAACGAAAUUUUGUCACCUGAAUGUUUUUCAAAAUUGCCGGACAAAUCUUCGGGCUAACGUGCAAGUAGUGACUUAUACACUGACAGGCUUACAGCAACCUCUUUACUAUUGUGUCUAAGUGAUCUACAGUCACUGUAUACUUGUGGUACUAGGUGCCAUUUGUAAAGCAGAGUGUAAGGUUUUUUGUUUUGUUUUUGUUUUAAAUUAAGAUUAGGAGUUAUUUUUUAUUUUUAUUUUUUUUAAAGAAAAGUUAUACUCUGUUAUGCUGGAUUUGCCUGUAUACCAUUUGUUGAUUGUAUAAAAUGUUGCUUCACAGAAGGCUGCUAAACUAUUCAUAUUUGUGUGUUGUAAGGUUCAAGAUCCACCAUGCUUUUCAGCAAGUCAUCGAACAAAGCCGUGACUCCAUAAUACUUAUCUUCAUUGAUGACAUUCCGGAUUACAAACUGAAUCACUGCAUACAGCUUAGAAAAGGAAUGUUUAAGUCUCGUUGCAUCUUGAAUUGGCCAGCUCAAAAAGAACGGGCCAGCGCUUUUCGUGAAAAGCUAAAAAUUGCCCUAGGAUCAAGCAACCUUGUUAAAUAAUUCACAUUUAGAGAAAUGGUGGUUACUAUGUCUUAACAGAUUUUAAGUUUGUAAAAAAUAAAUGUAUUUUAAUAGAAAGCUGUGUAAGGUAUGAAACAAUUACUGUAAAUUGCCAGAACGCUAGGAAAAUGACUUGUGCCCUCAGGAAUUUAGUGAAUUUACUGAAUUAGUUAUUAAUGUAUUAGUCAAAAUAAACAGCUACCAUCGUUUAACAUUCUACUUUUAAGUUUUUUACAAAUGUAUACUAUAUUUAUUUGAGGUAGACUUUUACAUUUGGUUUCAAAUGAAUUGCAAUGUGUUUGAAAUUUGGGCGAUCAAAGGGCCAUCCAAAUUCCAUGACUCUGGAAUGCCAUACAAGAUAUUACGAAACAAUAUAAACAAACAUUGGACUAACAGUUUAAUUUGUUUCGUCAUUUGGAGUUCCGUUCGUGGUGUCAAAAAAAGACAUGCUUUAUGGGAAAAUAGAUGACCGAUGGUUAGAAGAGAACCACUAAAUGUUUUUUUUUUUUCCACAGAUGAAGUGAGAAAUGACUAACAAAUCUUCAUUUAUAUAUUUAGAAAGUAUAUAAUAUAUAAAUAUAGAUUUUUUUUGUGCUCUCCCUUUUUCUUUACUGGUUACGUUUUCUCACUUGAUCUGUGAACCAAAAGGUGGUACAGUGUUAAACAAUAUAAACAAUCUCCAAUAGGAGGAAGUGUGCCCAAUAUUAAGCGCUUCAGGUGAUUAACAUUAAAACAGCAGCUCUAAAGUUAUAAGUGACGCUGGAAUUAUGCCUAAAACAAAUUGGUUAAAGGGACACUAUAGUCACCUGAACAACUUUAGCUUAAUGAAGCAGUUUUGGUGUAUAGAACAUGCCCCUGCAGCCUCACUGCUCAGUCCUCUGGCAUUUAGGAGUUAAAUCCCUUUGUUUAUGAACCCUAGUCACACCUCCCUGCAUGUGACUUGCACAGCCUUCCAUAAACACUUCCUGUAAAGAGAGCCUUUUUUAGGCUUUCUUUAUUGCAAGUUCUGUUUAAUUUAGAUUUUCUUAUCCCCUGCUAUGUUAAUAGCUUACUAGACCCUGCAAGAGCCUCCUAUAUGUGAUUAAAGUUCAAUUUAGAGAUUGAGAUACAAUUAUUUAAGGUAAAUUGCAUCUGUUUGAAAGUGAAAGUGAAACCAUUUUAUUUUUCAUGCAGGCUCUGUCAAUCAUAGCCAGGGGAGGUGUGGCUAGGGCUGCAUAAACAGAAACAAAGUGAUUUAACUCCUAAAUGGCAGUGAAUUGAGCAGUGAAAUUGCAGGGGAAUGAUCUAUACACUAAAACUGCUUUAUUUAGCUAAAGUAAUUUAGGUGACUAUAGUGUUCCUUUAAUGAAUGUUUAUGAUUUGUUUAUGAUCAGUGCAGUUUACCAUAAUGGAGAGUCAUUUGAAGACGCACAAGGUUUUUCAUUAAAGUGAGAAUUCAAGGUACAUUUCAAAUUUAAGGUAAAAGUAGCUGAAAUGGAAAAAUUCUCUAAAUCUGCUAUAUUUUCAGUUAAGCUACUCUGGCUUUAUAUUUGAAAUUCACACUGAAUUAUCUCUUGAGUGAAUAACCCUGACAAUGUAACUAUUGAUGCUGAAAAGUUAAAAGCUGUAUUUGGUUGGUUUUAUUUUUUUUGGUUUUCUUAAAUUAAACAAAAAUGUUGUACACUUUUAAAGUAUGGUGAGAGGAAUGUAUCUAUACCCUUGGAAUAAGUUAUGUCAUCACAUUCAGGUAAAAGUUGAAUACUGAAGGAGAUACAGAUUGUGGUUUGUAAUGCCACUUUAUUAAAUGUUUUAGUAAUUUUAGACACAUUUAAUUGUGUUACACUUUUGUAUGUUAUACAAAUAAACAAUUGUUAUGAUUUUUUAAGAAAUCUGUGACUCCAUAAAUCGCCUUGCACACACAGCUCCAGGACUGAUACACAGGCGAUUGAUUAGUGCAUGUGAGACUGCUUUGAAAAC